Messenger RNA from Exaiptasia diaphana, 2108 nucleotides. Its product is annotated as neuromedin-U receptor 2. The coding region runs from base 618 to 1556 and encodes 312 amino acids. Gene Ontology annotation, molecular function: G protein-coupled receptor activity. The transcript is spliced from 4 exons. The record is from RefSeq and is a predicted model, not a curated record. Gene Ontology annotation, cellular component: membrane. Gene Ontology annotation, biological process: G protein-coupled receptor signaling pathway. Lineage: Eukaryota; Metazoa; Cnidaria; Anthozoa; Actiniaria; Aiptasiidae.
UCCUAAAUUCAAAUUUUCCUCGCGCGUUUACAGAAAAAGUAACGCUUUCCACUAUUGUUUUGAUAUUUAUAUGAAUAUUUCAAGUUUUACUGAUGUUUCAGUUUAAAAUCUAAUUAAGAGUUUUCUCUGUUCAUGUCAAAACGUCAGUUCAUUUCGUUUUUGUAAGUUUGCUUAUUAAUCUUUUAUGUGGCUAUACUUCGAUAGCGGCGUUAUUGCUAAAUUCGACCUCCUUUGUGCCAACUGUUCUAUCAAUUCAUAUUUURCAAAAAAAAAUUCUAAGUAUUAUAUGCAUGUAGAACUAACCGGAAGCACAAGUCAAGCAUACUUGUCAAAAAUAGAUUUGAUAACUGUAAUUAUUAAAGACAUCUUCCCGAGUGAGUAGCCCUCUUUCGAAACUACGUACACAACUUCAAAAAUCACAUGAGGCGUCAGCUUGACAUACAAUUGAUCAAACUCUUCCCGGACUUGACCAAUAAUUUUACUAAAGAGAAUCGCUGUCAGAUCCUCUUCCAUGGACUUUCUAUAAAGCUCUUUUACCAAGUCAUCGAGAACUUUGGCCGUAGCUAAAACGAGACAACUAAACAAACGAAGMRCAAGGCUCAACUUUCACAAGAUAAAUGGCAUUCGGCGAUGAUAAUUGCGCUGGCGUUCAGGCUCCCUUUGGAUUAUCGAUUACAACAUCUGUCAUCACCAGUCUCUUAACCCUGGUCACUGCUCCAGGCAAUUUGCUCAUUUGCAUUUCAUUUCUGAAAGAUCCAAAUAAGGAGUUAAGAACGGCAUUCAACUACUUACUGAUGAAUGUUGCCAUUUCKGAUCUUCUUGUUGGUGCCAUUACUGACCCAAUAUUUGUGUUAUUCCAUAUAAGGGAAGCACUUGGAUACCCAGUGAUCACGUGGUAUGUCUUACCUCACAUGUCGUUCUUUAUUGGUUGUACGUCAUCACUUCUAAGUAUCGCCAUGUUAGCUAUAGAGCGGGCCAUCGCGGUCAACGCGUCAUAUCACAGAAAACUCCCGCGUAAACGAGCCAUCAAGAUGUCAGUCGCCAUCUGGAUCUUCUCCAUAGCAUUUCCCUGUAUUUACUUUGAGCUUGGCUACUUUAAAUUCGCUUUUAUCUUCUCCAUCCUCAUGAUUAUCGUCACGUUUGCAACUCUUGUUACKUCAUUUCUUCGUAUCCAUAGCAACGUCCGUAAGCACGUUUCUGUUAAGAGCGAGCCGUCUGAAGAUUGCUCUAAGAGUUCCAAAAGCAUCCAGGAAAAGCGCCUUGAGUAUGAGAAUCGUGUCACUCAAAUYUUCAAGGCCAUCUUGAUCUUCUAUGCUGUUUGUAAUGCCCCUGCAUUCGUCUUUAUAUUCAUCGUCAAUUUGUGUGGGUCAUGUGACUGUGUUUUGAUUCAUUGGUCACGUGACCUCCUACUUUUGUGUGUGCUGACAAACUGUGCUGGGAAUCAGUUUCUGUACGCGUGGAGAAUGAAGAGUUUCACAAGGGCGUUCCGCUCGUUGAUUAAGCAACCUGUCUCCGAAGCUUCCGUGGUGCUUGGACAGAGCACAAAUARCCCGUAAUUUCUCAUAAUUUCGUAAUGGUAAUUUCUCAAAAUGUCUUUUAUUACUAUAUACGAAACUAGAGAAUAUAAUCAAUUGUGUGCUCGGAUAAGCUAUCCGAUUUCAUGUUUUAUUAGACACUAAUUCUCGUGAAACCUAUCGAUCACUCUAAAAUACAGUAGAAGAAGUCGUAUCCUUCCUAAUGUCACAAUUGACUAAAAAAAUCGUGGAUUUCCAUCCWAUGUUAAAAAAAUCUGGAUGUCAAUGGCUUGUACAAAUAUUUACAAGGGUAUGCAGGAUAUUAGUAGAAAAAUUAAAAAUAGAUUCAGUUCCAAAUCACAAAGUGUAAUAUUAAUAUUGGAUUAAUAUUUUACCUUGUAAAUUCUUUGUAAAUUUAUCGCUAACAUUCUGUAAAAUCCCUGUAAAUGUUUGACACAUUCUACACUUUUUCUACCUACCAUGGCAAGGGCUACUGUUGCUACAAAUUUCCUACGAUUCAUAGUAUUUUUAUAAGGAAUUUUGUUGAUUUUGAACCUUAAAAAUCUCUGUAAAUAGCCGACUUGCGAAUUACGC